Molecule: messenger RNA, 1020 nt
Organism: Spinacia oleracea (spinach)
Lineage: Eukaryota; Viridiplantae; Streptophyta; Magnoliopsida; Caryophyllales; Amaranthaceae
Exons: 1
Coding region: 20-739 (239 amino acids)
Molecular function (GO): ubiquitin protein ligase activity; zinc ion binding
Source: RefSeq, a predicted model, not a curated record
AUAAAUUCAUCCUCCCAUAAUGCCAUAUUUAUACCUGGAGACAAAAGCGAACCAUGAGAAACAUUCUUGUGACCGGUCUAAGCCCACCUUGCAAGCAUUUAUAGAACGUGUAUCACACGCGGUACUCCAUAAUAUCUUCCUCCUAUACAGGUCAGAUCCAGAGUUUUACGUUCUAGGAGCUACAGGAAACGUAUACAUUGUUAACAUAACGGCAACCCCUUCAUGCACGUGCCCGGAUCGUGCCACCCCAUGCAAGCACAUUCUAUUCGUGCUUAUCAGGGUUCUAGGGGUCCCACUUGACGACCCUAGCCUAAAGAGUCAAACCCUAAACCCUUGCCACCUAGAGAGGCUUCAAGCCACCUCUAGUUCUCCAAAAUCUCUGGCAAGCCGGACUCUACGUCAGAGGUUCCAUCAGAUGUUCUUCUUGAAGAAGGAGUUAGGCAUACAGGGGGCGAGUAUAAAGCCGUGCAUGGAAGCAGAUGUUGGUGCCACGUGUCCUAUCUGUCUUGAGACUGGGAGGUCGGGAGAUAGAAUGGUGGCAUGUGAAACGUGUAAGAUUCCUAUCCACGAGGAGUGUUUGAUGACCUGGAAAAUGACUCAAAAGUGGAAAAUAUUAACAAAAUGUGUAACUUGUAGGUCACAAUGGAGACUUAAACGAGAUCAAGAUAGAUAUGUGAAUCUAUCUAAUUAUGUUAGUGAAGAUGAACUUAAGAUGAGCCCCCCAAAAGGAAAGGAGUAAGGGUAAAUGGGUAAAUGGGUAAAUGGGUAAAUGUUUAUCGUGAUAAAUUGUUGACCAAGUAGAUCCAUACAUUUUAUUUUUAUUUCUUGGCUUGGCUUCUUGUCAUGUCACAAUACACUGUAAAGACACAUACAAUGUAAAGACAUAUACAAUGUACAGAAUUGUGUAAAAUUAAUUUCGAUGUUUCCUCUUUAACUUUGUAAAAACAGUGUAGGUUGUAUAUCAAUUGUUAAUAUUAGAGCUUGAAAAGAACACAUACUAAUAUAUAUAUUAAAAGAUGU